Lodderomyces beijingensis is the source of this 2052-nucleotide messenger RNA. The record is from the annotation of a GenBank genome assembly. NCBI's taxonomy places the organism in Eukaryota, Fungi, Ascomycota, Pichiomycetes, Serinales, Debaryomycetaceae.
AUGGCUUUAGCUCAAUCUUUGGCUACAUUGUCGUUGGCUAAUUCCGCUGAAAACGACAAAGCUUUACAAACGAAAACCUUGGUUUUCAAGCCGAAAACCGCCAAGACGGCCACCCCCGUCCCCGUUUUGGUGCUUGCCUUGCAAUCGACGUCUACUCCCGGUGCGGUAAUUGCCAAAUCGGCAAAUGUCAAGGAGCCUAGAUUGGCCAAGGACGAUCUCGUCCAGGAGUUUUUCAAGACGUCCACAAAAGAAGUCUCCAUCGCCAAUUUGGACAAGGGUUUAGCAGGGAAGAUCAAGAUUCUCUUGGACUCCAAUGUGCAAGAGGCGGCUGAGAACGACGCGGUUUUGAAAUUGUCGACGGAAACUGCUUCUACUUGUCUUCCUGCAAAGGCCGUGUUGCAAUUUUUGGAAGCAACUGGCAUUGAAACUAUUGUUACUGAUUUCAGUGCUGAGCCAGCCGCAACAGCAGCGGCAGCAGCAGCAGAGAAGAAGGCCGCUCCUCAAAAGGUUGACGGCAAAAUCGACGAUGCCAAGUUGAUCGGUAUAACAGUUGACAAGGAAAAGGAUUUCUCCAACUGGUAUGUCCAAGUCGUGGUCAAGAGUGAGAUGUUGGACUACUACGAUGUCUCGGGCUGCUACAUCCUCAGACCCAACUCCUAUGCCGUGUGGGAAACCAUCCAGGACUACUUCAACGUUAGAAUCAAGUCCUUGGGGGUGCAAAAUGCCUACUUCCCAAUGUUUGUUUCGCAAAGAGUGUUGGAGAAGGAAAAGGACCAUAUCGAGGGAUUUGCUCCUGAAGUCGCGUGGGUCACGAGAGCUGGUAGUUCCGAAUUGGAAGAACACAUUGCCAUCCGACCAACGUCGGAAACGGUAAUGUACCCCUACUAUGCGAAAUGGAUCCGUUCCCAUCGUGAUUUGCCCAUCAAAUUGAACCAGUGGAACUCGGUUGUGCGUUGGGAGUUUAAACACCCUCAACCAUUUUUAAGAACAAGAGAGUUCUUGUGGCAGGAGGGCCACACGGCCCACUUGACCAAGGAAGAUGCUGCAGAAGAGGUUUUACAAAUAUUGGACUACUACGCGGGCGUUUACGAAGAGUUGUUGGCCGUUCCUGUCAUCAAGGGUAAAAAGACUGAAAACGAAAAGUUUGCCGGUGGUGACUACACAACAACCGUUGAAGGGUUCAUUCCAGCCACUGGUAGAGGUAUCCAAGGUGGAACUUCACACCACUUGGGUCAAAAUUUCUCCAAGAUGUUCAACAUGUCUGUUGAAAACCCCGAAGGAGCCGAUAAGGAACGCAUUUACGCUUAUCAAAACUCGUGGGGUUUGUCCACUCGUGUCAUUGGUGUUAUGGUGAUGACACACUCGGACAAUAGAGGUUUAGUCUUGCCUCCAAGAGUCGCUCAAACGCAAGCCGUUGUCAUUCCCGUGGGGAUCACGGCCAAGACUACUCCAGAACAAAGGAAACAAAUCAACGAUGGUUCGCAGGAGAUUGAGAGCAGGUUAAAGAAGGCGGGGGUCAGAGCCACCGGUGAUUACAGAGAUUCAUAUAACCCUGGUUGGAAGUUUGCCGAUUGGGAGUUGAAAGGUGUUCCACUUCGUUUAGAGUUUGGCCCCAAAGAUUUGGAAUCUGAACAAGUCACCGCAGUUCGAAGAAACGAUGGCAAGAAAUACACCGUGAAAUUAUCAGAGUUGGAGACUCGUGUGGCUGCAAUUUUGGAAGAAAUCCAAAAUGAUUUAUACCUAAAGGCAAAGAAAGAGUUUGACGAGCGCCGUGUUAUUGUUGACGAGUGGAAAUAUUUCAUCCCCACUUUGAACAAAAAGAAUGUCAUAUUGGCUCCAUGGUGUGGCGAUGCCGAUUGUGAAGACGAUAUCAAGGACUCCUCGGCCAAGAAUGAAGAUGGCGACGAUGGGGAUGUGGAUGAAAAGGCGCCAUCAAUGGGAGCCAAGUCCUUGUGUAUUCCAUUUGAACAACCUGAGUUGAAAGAAGGGCAGAAAUGUGUGAAAUGUGACAGGAAAGCCGUCAAUUACUGUAUGUUUGGUAGAUCAUAUUAG